Megalobrama amblycephala (Wuchang bream) is the source of this 1631-nucleotide messenger RNA. RefSeq names its product sushi, nidogen and EGF-like domain-containing protein 1. Gene Ontology annotation, biological process: cell-matrix adhesion. Lineage: Eukaryota; Metazoa; Chordata; Actinopteri; Cypriniformes; Xenocyprididae. The transcript is spliced from 11 exons. The coding region runs from base 365 to 1426 and encodes 353 amino acids. The record is from RefSeq and is a predicted model, not a curated record.
GUUAAUAGAGAUGAAGAAGUGUAUACAAAACUAUAUAAAGUAUUUUUACUAUCUGCAGUAAAUGUGAGAUUAUUUCUGAAGGAAAGACUUUUCAGUCAAACCGGGUUGCUGAGAUUCUUGGGUUUUUUGUGUGUGGUUUUUUUUUUUUAAAGAAUUUCUGGCUGUGUUCCAACAAACUUUCUUCCAUUCCAGGACGUGUUUUCCCUGCUGGGAAACAUUUAAAAACAGUGAAACUUCCUGUUCACAAACAGCAGGUGCAAGAGCAGCUUAGAGGGAUUAACAUCAGUUUAGUGAGAAUUAUAAAUCUCGCCUGAUUACAGAAGAAGGACUCCUGCAUGCAGGUUUAAUCUCUGACUUCCUCAUCAUGAGAUUGUCUCCAGUUUCACAGGUUCUGCUGGUGCUCUUAUCAGUCGUGGCACUGACCAGGGCACAAACAGCAACUCAAACAUCAGCUGAUACAACAACAGCAGAACCAGCAACAACUCAAACAUCAGCUGACACAACAACAGCAGAACCAGCAACAACACAGGCUAUAGGCACUACAGUAGAACCUACAACAACACCACUGACAACCACUCCAACAACAACUGCAUGGACAGCACCAGCGAUAUUCUAUCCAUUCGGCUUAGCGGCAGGAGACGGUGAACAGCUUGAAACUGGUUAUGAAACCUUUGUAAAUUUUACCUUCUCCACUCCAUUUACGUACUUUGGCCGCAAGUACAACUAUAUAUAUGUUAAUAAUAAUGGACUCCUUACCUUCAACCAGCCUGUACAAGAAGCUGACCCUAUCAUCAUUCCCAUACAUGGAGCUGAAGAUUUCAUUGCUCCGUUCUGGACUGAUCUUGAUGACAUUGGAUUGGGCAAAUACUGGUAUCAGCAGUACACGAGUGGAAGUGUGCUCACUCGCGCCACUCAGGAUAUAAACCAGUAUUUCCCUCAUAUUGGCUUCACUGCUUCUUCAGUCUUUGUUGCAACAUGGGACUAUGCUAACACGGGGGACAUUAAUGUAUUUAAUCUUCGCUCAGCACCGACAAUCACCUUUCAAGCGGUUUUAAUUUCAGGAGGUGGUUUUUCUUUCAUUCUGAUGAAUUAUGGUGACUGUGUGUCAUAUUUUCCAUUGGAGGUUGGAUAUGACACCAUAAACUCCACUGACUACCAUGUCAUUCAUUAUGAAAAUGCUGGCUUCUCCAUCCUAAACCUCAAGAACACGACUAAUGUAGAUGUCCCGGGUCGUUGGGCUUUUCUUGUGAACAACGGAACAGAAAAUGUCUUGGGAGUUCAAAUAAAACUUAGUUCAUUUUUAGACAUGACACAGACUGGAAACAUUGAGGAUGUUUUGAAGCAAAUUAAACAAGAGCUGGUCAAUCGUGGAGCAUCAAGUUUCUUUGAGAUGAAGUUAAGAAACGUCAAAAAGACACAGCCGUGAUAUAUUGAAGGCUCUUAAAAGCCUAAAAAUGUGUCCUUAAAGAUUUAUGUAGAAUCUGAAGAAUGUCACUCUGCAGGAAGCAAACCUUUAUAUUUUCUCACCCUUCAACUUUUUCUAACACAUUAAUCAUUUACACACAAAUAUAAAUUAGCAUAUAUAUAUAUAUAUAUAUAUAUAUAUAUAUAUAUAUAUAUAUAUAUAUAUA